Messenger RNA from Alligator sinensis (Chinese alligator), 2125 nucleotides. It is a transcript of the gene BAG3, whose product is annotated as BCL2 associated athanogene 3. Gene Ontology annotation, molecular function: protein-folding chaperone binding; adenyl-nucleotide exchange factor activity. The record is from RefSeq and is a predicted model, not a curated record. The coding region runs from base 137 to 1594 and encodes 485 amino acids. Gene Ontology annotation, biological process: negative regulation of striated muscle cell apoptotic process; muscle cell cellular homeostasis; protein stabilization. Gene Ontology annotation, cellular component: cytoplasm; cytosol; membrane. Lineage: Eukaryota; Metazoa; Chordata; Crocodylia; Alligatoridae. The transcript is spliced from 4 exons.
GCCCUUCUUCGUGGACCACAACAGCCGCACCACCACCUGGACCGACCCGCGCCUGCACGGGCCCCAGGAAGGCCAGUCAUCAGCAAACGGUCCAUCUCGCGACAGCCCACGGCAGCCACAAGUGAGAGAAGGAAGCAUGGGAUACCCAAAACUUCGUGCUGGCUAUAUCCCUAUUCCGGUCAUCCAUGAAGGCGCUGAGAACAGACAACAGUACACGUAUUAUUCCGCUCCUCAACCUGCCACGCAACGAUUCAAGGCAGAAACUUCUCCCACCUCAGUGCGGUCGCAAUCACCCUUAACGGGGGCUUACGUCUGCUCGGAGUCCCCUGCUCGGGGACCAAUUGAAGCUGCUCAGACAGAUAAACAAUGUGGACAGACAACAGCAGCUGUGACAGCCCCGGUUCCAGCCUCACAUGGGCCUGAGCAACCUCAGUCUCCUUCAAGUUCUGAAUUGCCACCAGUUUCUCCCCAGUCAUCUGGCAGAGCCAAUGCAGGAAGCCAUCAGCUCCCUCGAGGUUAUAUUCCAAUCCCUGUGAUCCAUGAAGAAAAUAUCCUCAGGCAACAACCACAAGUCUACCAUCAAGCACAGAAGACGCACUACCCUGCUCAGCAAAGUGAUUACCAAGUCCACCACCCAGUGUAUCACAAAAUUCAGGCUGAUGAGUGGGAGCCCAAGACAACACGAGCACAGCCUCCGUUCAGAGUGUCUCAGAAAGGCUCAUCAAGUCGUGACAGUUCACCAGCCAGAGUUACCGCUCAGAUACAGCCCACAACUCCCAUCAGAGUACAGACUGUUGUGGACAGACCACAGGCUUCUCCACAGCAAAUCCCACCUCAAGAAACCUCACCAAGACCACCUCCUGAGAGCAGAUCUGAAAACAAAGCAAGCCCAGUUCCACCGUCUGGAGUUGGGGCGCCAUCAUCUUAUAUCCCCGUUCAAGUUGUUCAGAAAGAGCCAGAUUCUAAACCACCUCCACAGAAACCUGUACCCAUGCCAGAGAGGGAUGAUAAAAAGCUUUCCUGUCCUCCUAAAAGUGCACCUCCAGAGGAGAGGCCUGCUCCUGAAGAGACGCCAGCACCGAAAACCAUGGAAGAAGCGGAAGAGCUGCAGAAGCAUCCUGGGGUUUUGAAAGUGGAGGCAAUUCUAGAUAAAGUACAGUUGCUUGAGCAGGCAGUGGAUUCCUUUGAAGGCAAGAAAAAUGACAAAAAAUAUUUGAUGAUCGAAGAAUAUUUGACCAAAGAGUUGCUAGCCCUAGACUCUGUGGACCCCGAGGGUCGUGCAGAUGUGCGCCAAGCUAGGAGAGAUGGUGUAAGGAAGGUCCAGAAUAUUUUGGAAAGACUUGAACAAAAAGCAGAAGAUGUCCCAGAACCAGAUGAAAAUGAUGGAUUUCAGCCAUUCUUUCCAGGGAAUGAUAAACCACCACAGGAAAUCAUGGAGAUUAAUCCUGUGGUGGAUAAAAGCAAGGGCGAUGCAGGUAAACAAGUUGCCAGAGAGGAAAUCAAAAUGGAAAGGCAUCAGCCUGAAACUAAGGAAGACGUAUUUACCAAUCUUGCCAGCACCACAAACCCAUCUCAUAACCCAACCGAACCAUAGCUACAUGCUAAAUUAUAAAGCUCUCGGACUUUUAACUCUAAGUGUGUUUAAGUGAAUUUUAAGUUGCAUGCAUUUCAGGAGCUUUUUAUCAACUGGUUUUUAAUCAACAUAGCAGCUUGGGACACAGUAAACACUUGGGUAGCUGAACAAGGGGGCUAUAAGAAAAAAAAAAAGUAAUGCAUUUAUCCUAUAUUCUUACACAAUAGAAAGAGACAUGUUUCAGGCCCUGUACAUCAGUCACUUCUGUGCCAUCUGAGUGCAAAAAACCCUCAGGGUUAAUAUUGAUGCAUGUUGUAUUGAAAUGUUUCUUUUGCAGGUGAUUUUUGUAAAAUCAAUGCCCUGCGGACUUAGAAUCCCAAAUCCUUCUAUAAAUGUAGCCACUCCAACAAGAAUAUUUUAUUUUUAAUGUUCACAAUUGGGCACUUUAAGUAAUGAUAUAUAGAGGAUGUGUAAGAAAUGGUAGGGAUAUUUAUGUGUGUAGAACUUCAAUGCUAUAUUUUAAAAGGGAAAUAAAAUAAUAUAGAAAUCUGA